CUGACCUAACCUCAGAUACUCAGAUAUGCUUUGAUUAUCAACUUGAGAGUUCAGAAAAUAAAAUUAAUUUUCUUCAUUUGAAAUCCCUAAUUAAACUAUCAAAAUAAAUUUGUUUUAAAUACCGCAUAAUUUUGCAUUUUUUAUGAUAUAAAAAUGAUAUGUUACAAGUUUAUUGUUAAACUUGUCAGGUAAAAUGAUGUAUCGAAAACAACAGCUAAACAAUAUCAUUUUACACCUAGGUGUUUUCAUAAUUGGAUUUAUUGAUGGGUCAAUUCAGGAAUAUAAACACUAUUCAUUAGGAAACCCAAAGCUGUGUUCGCCAUUGAGUCAAAAGAAAGUUAAAUACGAAGCAGUUAUAGUUGAUGAAGGACAGUUCAUUAAUCAGCAUAGGCUUUUAUGGAACGUAGAUAAUAGUUGUAGUUUUGAAGUUGAGUCCAUUUAUUCUAAUGGUGGUGUUAUCGCAGUAAUACAGAACAUAAACUUACGAAAAAAUGAAAGUAAUGGAGAAUGUAUUGAUUACAUUCAGAUUCGCGUUCAAAAUAAAUUUACUCGACGAUUUUGUGGAAACUUUAAUGCAACUUCUGUGAUGAACCAAAAUGAAAAUGGUGAAAUUAGUAGUAUCAAUUCUGCAAUGAAUAAAAAUGGUGAAUUAGAUGUUACUAUAUUUAUUGAUAAAGAACCACUGGCUUAUAAUACUAGAACUGAAUUUAGUGUGGUAUUUACAUCUUUUAAAGAAUGUUCAUAUUUGAAUUAUAAACAUUACAAAUUGGAACAGUGUAAUGAACGAGAAGAAGUAUGUAUUAAAACUCAUUUUUUCAUGGAUGGAUUAAUUAAUUGCCCUUAUUAUGGAUGCACCGAUGAAGGAAAAUGCUUGCUGUCUUCCAAUAUUGAGUCCAAAGGGUCAGUGGGAGAUAGAGUACUUAUAGGUUCCCUUUCUACAUUAGCACUCUUAUUUGCUCUUUUCUGUUUACUUAUAUGGGCCUUUAAAAAACAUAAAUUAUUCUGUUGGAGAGAGGAUUUUGCUCAUCCAACUCCCAUAUCUGAUAAUAAUCGUAGUUCAUGUGUAAUGGAAAUGCAUGAACCUACUGGGAUAAGGCUGGCAGAACCAGCACUUCCACCUACACAACCUUCUGCACCUGUUGACCAAGGAAAAGAUUUACCUCCAUCAUAUGAUAGUUUAUUUCCUAACUCAACUAAUGAAUAAUUGAUCUUAUUAUUUAGAUUACCUUUUAGAGUUUAGUCUAUAUUUAAUUGAUAUAAAAGUUUAUAUUUUUUCUUGCCAUGUUUGUAGUUUUAUAAAAGUAAGUAGAAACUAGCUAAGAUUUUAGAUAUAGUAUUUUUAAAGUUAAUUGGUCUUUUUUAGGGUUUUUAAUUUCGGUACUGCCAUUGUCAGCAUUAUCUGGACCUUUGAAUAAAAAUAUUAAGGAAGGAGUAUAAUGCUAUUCAUGUAUUCAUGCAUGGUCUAAAGAUGCAUGGUAGAUGGAAUCAACAUCAUAGGUCCCCAUCCUCGACUUAUUCUUUUUGAGGUUUCAAUUGAAACAUUUGAAUUUGAUUUGAAAUUUCGUGUAUUUGUCUUUACUGAGCUUAUUUUAUGUUAUUUAUUAUUUAUUCUGCAAUGGAUUUUGAUUAGAGGUAGUAAAUUUAAAAGGAAAUUGUAUCAGAACUCGCAGUGACAAUAUGUAAUAUAAUUUGCCGAAAAGACUAAAGUAGUUGCAUAGCGUACGGUAUAUCUCGAUCAAAUGUCAAGAUAAAUAAUGGAGUAACUUUUCACUUGGAAAUGACUAUAUAAUAUACGUACCAUAUGAUCAAAAAAAGUGUCAGCGAUGACUUUUCAUAUUGACAUGACAAUUAAUGACAUUUUCUAUAUAAUUUUACAUAUUAAAUGACAGCGAUCUUCAUUUUAUAGCCAUCGCUGCCGCCGUUUGUUUUUCGAUCAUGUUGUAUAUAUAUACGAGCCCUAACAAUUAAA
Sitophilus oryzae (rice weevil) is the source of this 1969-nucleotide messenger RNA. RefSeq lists its product as uncharacterized. Bases 194 to 1204 code for a protein of 336 amino acids. The transcript has 5 exons. NCBI's taxonomy places the organism in Eukaryota, Metazoa, Arthropoda, Insecta, Coleoptera, Curculionidae. The record is from RefSeq and is a predicted model, not a curated record.